AAAGCAAGGGAGAUCUCUCCAUGCCCUUACGCUUUCGGGCAACUGAGAGCAUACGGCUUUACCGGGAUGGGUAAAUUACUUUUUCCCAUUUCGAGAGCAAACAAUGGAUUUAUUAAUGGCCUCGGCCGACGAAUGGUAUAAGAAGGUACGGACAGCCAGCCACGCUUCAAUGGCGUGUGCUUUGUCUUUUCUGCCUCAGCACUCUUACUGCAAAUCAUCAUGAGACCUGGAGCAUUCAUUCUAGCUCAGACCCUCGGGUCCCUGAGCGCUCACGCUCUCCCACAGAGUAUUGACGAGCGCGAUUUGAUCGGCAUCAAUACUACAAUUCCCGACGCCCUUACCCUCAGCGAGCUGUACGGCGCACCAGCGAACAACUUCACCUGUAAGAGCGAGCGCAACCCGGUCGUCAUGCUACACGGCCUUUCCGCCAACCGCGAAGUCGACCUGAACAUGCUCCAAUACGAGCUUAACCGCCGCGGUUACUGCACCUUCUCGCAGACGUACGGCGCUUGGCCACUCGUCCCAUGGAUUGGCGGGCUGCGAACGAUGGCCGAUUCGGCGAAGGACAUCGCGGAUUUCGUCAAAGAGGUCAAGGACAAGACAGGAGCCUCUAAGGUCGACAUCGUAGGGCACUCCGAGGGUGGUGUCCAGUCAAUUUACGUCCCGAUGACGCAGCCCGGCAUCUCGAGCAUUGUAGAGCACGUCGUGGCAUUGGGGCCGGCAAUCCAUGGCGCGCAAUACUACGGCUUCACAGACCUGUGGUAUAUUGGCGGGAACGUCACCCGCGCUCUCGCCAAAGUUGUUCAGGACGCACUGGGGUGCCCUGCCUGUGACGGUAUGAUGACGGGCGGCGCGGUGUACAAGGAGUUCCAGACGAACACGGGGCAUAUCGCACAGCCCGGCAACAAGGUCACGGUCAUCAUGUCCAAGUCAGACACGCUGGUGUCGCCGGACGUUAGUGAGAUUGAUGAGACGGGGGUGAAUAAUGUCUUCGUCCAAGAUACUUGCCCUGAUGAUACUGUCGGACACGCAGGUCUGAUGUGGGAUAAGAGUGUGUGGCGCUUAAUCAUAAACGCGCUGGAAGAGAACAAUGAUGCCGUUUUCGCUUGCGAUAAGGGCCUUCCGAUUUGAUGUAUAGUUCAUAUUUCGGAAGAAUCUUAGUGUAGAUAAUUAUCCAAUAAUGUAUGUACAAAUACUUGGAAACAUAUUACGCCCUAUGACAGAGUAUGAGGUUCUACAUUAAAAUGCAAC
Molecule: messenger RNA, 1251 nt
Organism: Annulohypoxylon truncatum
Lineage: Eukaryota; Fungi; Ascomycota; Sordariomycetes; Xylariales; Hypoxylaceae
Product: alpha/beta-hydrolase
Exons: 1
Coding region: 220-1131 (303 amino acids)
Biological process (GO): lipid catabolic process
Molecular function (GO): lipase activity
Source: RefSeq, a predicted model, not a curated record